UGGCCACUCUUUUAUCCAAAUCCUUUUUCUUUAUAAAUAUAAUUAUAUAUCCUUGCAAAUUCAUCUUCACCAUAGCAACUUCUUGUUUCUUGGAAAAAACAAGAGGGUCUUGAAAAGUUUCAAAAGGAAUCUCAUUUCUCCUCCCUGGUAAAUUGACCAGAGAUGUUACAUAGGUUGGAGUCCUUAGAAAGCUGUAACUAUAACGGGAUGGACGUGGCAGUGCUCGAGAAACAAGCAGCAGGAUUGAAAUGGCAGCAGCAAAACUAUGUGGUCCAAAACAGCAAUCUUGUUGAUCUAUGUGCAAGCUCAGUACCUCAGUUUCAGGGUCUGUUUGGGAGCAAUUUAGGUCGUGGACAAAUGAUUGAGCUGAAAAGGCCAGAAGUUUUUCUGGGUAGUGAUGAUUUUCAGGAAUUUGUGAACUUUCCGGUAGCUGGACCAGAGUUUGGUGACAGUGAAAAGUUGGAUUUGGUGCCGCAUGAGGCUGCUGCAGAUUACUGUAUUUCUCGGACUUCUAGCUGUCAGAUGACAGCUCACAAUACUUCUGUAAUGAAAGAGGAAAGAGAGGAUACGAUUCUGGAGAAAAUGGAAUCCGCCAUUGGCAGUGGCAAAGAGAGCUUUAACAAGAGAAAAGCUGAGGCUGUUGCAGACCAUAAAAGUAAAGGUAAGAGGAUUAAAGGGGAAGGGGAAUCUGAGGUGAAAGCAAAAUGCAGUACUGAAAUUUCCAGGGAUUCUUCAAAGGAGAACUCCAAGGCUUCUGAGGUUCAGAAACCGGAUUACAUUCUUGUAAGAGCGCAUCGCGGCCAGGCUACGGACAGUCACAGCUUGGCUGAAAGAGCCAGAAGGGAAAAGAUCAGUAAGAAGAUGAAAUGCUUGCAGGAUUUAGUCCCUGGUUGCAAUAAAAUCACAGGCAAAACUGGAAUGCUUGAUGAAAUAAUCAACUACGUUCAAUCUCUCCAAAGACAAGUUGAGUUCUUGUCUAUGAAAAUUGCUGCUCUAAAUUCAAGUGUUGAAAACCUACCUAUGAAAGAGUUUCCUGCUUAUGUCGCCAAUUUUCCAGCAGCCGCUAAGUUACCGGAAAUGGCCGGUUUGCCCUCCUACUUUCAGUUGAAUCCAUUGCAAAAAGAAUCUGUAAAUUGCAUGUUAAAUGAAUCAAUGCUUCCUCCCCAAACAGCAACUGAAGGAAUUGCAAGUGCUUCUGUUUCUAGCUCAUCCGGCAUAACUCAACUGCAACCAUUCUCAGCUUGGAACAUGGAUCCUCAAGGUCUUUCCAAUAUGUACAAUAUGGGGUUUUAUUAAGGAUGAUCAACUAAUUUUUGCCUACAACAUCAACAGAUUCUAUUCCUGGAAUCAUAUCAAACUUCUAGAGGGAAUACAAUUACAAAUGCCACUAUUCCAAUGAUUCUGAUAGUUACCAUUCCUGAAAUCCUUGCAGUAUCAAGAUGAAGAUGUUAUUUUUUAUGACAUUAUUGAUUAUUCACCAUCUUAAUCCUUACAAGACUGUAUUACUAG
Molecule: messenger RNA, 1509 nt
Organism: Hibiscus syriacus
Lineage: Eukaryota; Viridiplantae; Streptophyta; Magnoliopsida; Malvales; Malvaceae
Product: transcription factor BEE 2-like
Exons: 7
Coding region: 163-1296 (377 amino acids)
Biological process (GO): regulation of DNA-templated transcription
Cellular component (GO): nucleus
Molecular function (GO): DNA-binding transcription factor activity; protein dimerization activity
Source: RefSeq, a predicted model, not a curated record